Molecule: messenger RNA, 15429 nt
Organism: Passer domesticus (house sparrow)
Lineage: Eukaryota; Metazoa; Chordata; Aves; Passeriformes; Passeridae
Gene: HERC1
Product: HECT and RLD domain containing E3 ubiquitin protein ligase family member 1
Exons: 79
Coding region: 246-14957 (4903 amino acids)
Molecular function (GO): protein binding; ubiquitin-protein transferase activity
Source: RefSeq, a predicted model, not a curated record
CUAAAUGCUGGAAGAAAUCUGCCUUAGUCCAAGUGAAGCUGGGAAGGAGGAAAACUGUGAGUGGGACUUGAGAGGUCUGCAUAAUGAAAGAUUAUUUCUGUUUUAAAGAAGAGGUGAGAGCACAGAGAUAACAGAGGUACUAUCUACAGCCGCCUUUCUCUUGAAACCUCCAUGAUGAAUCAUAUGGGCUUUCUCUUGGCCACCCUCUAUGCUUUGAAGGACUAAUGGCAAAGAAGUAAACCAGCAUGGCAGCUAUGGUCCCACCUGUGAAGCUGAAGUGGCUUGAACACCUAAACAGCUCCUGGAUCACAGAAGACAGUGAAUCUAUUGCAACAAGGGAGGGAGUUUCUGUCUUGUAUGCUAAGUUAGUUAGCAAUAAAGAAGUAGUGCCAUUGCCCCAGCAGGUUCUGUGCCUCAAGGGACCUCAGUUACCAGAUUUUGAGCGGGAAUCUCUAUCUAGUGAUGAACAGGACCACUACUUGGAUGCCCUUCUUAGCAGCCAGCUGGCACUGGCAAAGAUGGUGUGCUCAGACUCUCCGUUUGCUGGAGCUCUUCGAAAGCGUCUCCUAGUGCUACAGCGUGUCUUCUACGCACUUUCUAAUAAAUACCAUGAUAAGGGUAAGGUGAAACAGCAGCAGCAUUCACCAGAAAGCAGUUCUGGAUCCACAGAUGUGCACUCUGUCAGUGAACGACCGAGGUCAAGCACAGACGCACUCAUAGAAAUGGGAGUUCGGACUGGAUUGAGCUUGUUAUUUGCACUGCUGAGACAAAGCUGGAUGAUGCCUGUGGCAGGACCUGGCCUCAGUCUCUGCAAUGAUGUUAUCCAUACAGCAAUAGAAGUUGUGAGCUCUUUACCACCUUUAUCUCUAGCAAAUGAAAGCAAGAUUCCACCAAUGGGUUUGGACUGUUUGUCACAAGUAACAACUUUUCUUAAAGGAGUAACGAUUCCAAACUCUGGGGCAGAUACUCUAGGUCGAAGAUUAGCUUCUGAGUUGCUUCUUGGUUUGGCUGCCCAACGAGGUGCCUUGAGAUACCUUCUUGAAUGGAUAGAAAUGGCUUUAGGUGCUUCAGCUGUAGUAAACACCAUGGAGAAAACCAAGUUACUGCAAAGUCCAGAAGGGAUGAUCAGCUUUGAUUGCUUUAUGAGUAUAUUGACCCAGAUGCGACGAUCUCUGGGAUCAUCUGCUGAUCGAAGUCAAUGGAGAGAGCCAACCAGAACGUCAGAUGGCUUAUGUUCUCUGUAUGAGGCAGCUCUGUGUUUAUUUGAAGAGGUUUGCCGAAUGGCCUCAGACUAUUCAAGGACAUGUGCUAGCCCUGACAGCAUUCAAACAGGCGAUGCUCCCAUUGUGUCAGAGACCUGUGAGGUGUAUGUGUGGGGCAGUAACAGCAGUCACCAGCUUGUAGAAGGAACUCAAGAGAAAAUACUUCAACCUAAGCUUGCUCCAAGCUUUUCUGAUGCACAGACGAUUGAAGCUGGACAAUAUUGUACAUUUGUCAUUUCUACGGAUGGUUCUGUUAGAGCCUGUGGAAAAGGCAGCUAUGGGAGAUUGGGACUUGGAGACUCCAACAAUCAGUCCACAUUGAAAAAAUUGACUUUUGAGCCUCACAGGUCUAUUAAAAAGGUGUCAUCUUCAAAAGGAUCUGAUGGUCACACUUUAGCAUUUACAACGGAAGGGGAAGUCUUCAGCUGGGGUGAUGGUGACUAUGGAAAACUAGGACAUGGAAAUAGUUCUACUCAGAAAUAUCCCAAACUUAUUCAGGGUCCCCUGCAAGGGAAGGUGGUUGUGUGUGUGUCGGCGGGCUACAGACACAGUGCUGCUGUUACAGAAGAUGGAGAGCUGUACACGUGGGGAGAAGGAGACUUUGGAAGAUUAGGUCAUGGUGACAGCAACAGCCGCAACAUUCCAACUUUGGUAAAAGAUAUUAGCAAUGUAGGAGAGGUUUCCUGUGGCAGUUCACACACGAUAGCUCUGUCCAAAGAUGGAAGAACAGUGUGGUCAUUUGGAGGAGGAGACAACGGCAAACUUGGUCAUGGUGAUACAAAUAGAGUAUAUAAACCUAAAGUUAUAGAAGCCUUGCAAGGAAUGUUUAUUCGAAAAGUUUGUGCUGGAAGUCAGUCUUCGCUUGCCUUGACAUCAACAGGGCAGGUUUAUGCGUGGGGCUGCGGGGCCUGCCUUGGCUGUGGCUCUUCAGAGGCGACUGCUCUCAGACCCAAGCUCACUGAAGAGCUGGCGGCUACCAGAAUAGUUGACAUUUCCAUUGGUGACAGUCACUGUUUGGCACUUUCUCAUGAUAAUGAAGUUUAUGCUUGGGGUAACAAUUCAAUGGGACAGUGUGGACAGGGAAACUCUACUGGCCCCAUUACUAAACCAAAGAAAGUAAGUGGUUUAGAUGGAGUUGCAAUUCAACAGAUUUCGGCAGGAACAUCCCAUAGCCUUGCCUGGACAGCUCUUCCAAGGGACAGGCAAGUUGUGGCAUGGCACAGACCCUAUUGUGUCGACCUUGAAGAAAGUACCUUUUCACAUCUUCGUUCUUUUCUUGAGCACUACUGUGACAAAAUUAACAGUGAAAUUCCCCCUCUUCCUUUUCCUUCAUCAAGGGAACAUCACAAUUUUCUUAAAUUGUGUUUGAAGCUGCUUUCUAAUCACCUUGCACUUGCACUGGCUGGAGGUGUAGCCACCAGCAUUCUUGGACGGCAGGCUGGUCCUCUUAGAAAUCUCUUGUUCAGACUGAUGGACUCUUCUGUCCCUGAUGAAAUUCAAGAAGUUGUAAUUGAGACACUGUCAGUUGGAGCAACUAUGCUACUUCCUCCAUUGCGAGAGAGAAUGGAAUUGCUGCAUUCUCUUCUACCCCAAGGUCCUGAUAGAUGGGAAAGCUUAUCAAAAGGACAGAGAAUGCAGUUGGACAUCAUUCUGACAAGCUUGCAGGAUCACACCCAUGUAGCUUCCCUGCUUGGCUAUAGCUCCCCAUCUGAUACUACGGAAACUGCCUCAAUGUGUAUCAGCUAUGGAAACCUCUCUGAUCAAGCAUAUGCUGUCCAGAGCAGUCAUCCAGAUACUCAUCUAGCUGAAAUCUUAAUGAAGACUCUUCUGAGAAACUUGGGAUUUUAUACAGACCAAGCCUUUGGAGAACUGGAAAAAAACAGUGAUAAAUUUCUACUAGGUACAUCAUCUUCAGAAAACAGCCAACCUGCUCAUUUGCAUGAGCUUUUGUGUUCCCUACAGAAACAAUUGCUGGCUUAUUGCCACAUCAACAGUGUUACUGAGAAUUCCAGCAGUGUGGCACUGCUUCACAAGCACCUUCAGCUUUUAUUGCCUCAUGCUACAGAUAUCUAUUCCCGUUCUGCAACACUGCUUAAGGAAAGCUCUUGGAAUGGUAGUGUUGGGGAAAAACUGAGAGAUGUGAUUUAUGUAUCAGCUGCUGGCAGUAUGCUCUCCCAAAUUGUCAACUCACUGUUGCUGCUGCCAGUGUCAGUAGCCCGGCCUUUGCUGAGUUACCUGCUGGAUCUGCUGCCACCUUUAGAUCGUCUCAACAGACUCUUGCCUGCUGCAGCCCUUUUGGAAGAUCAGGAAUUACAGUGGCCUCUUCAUGGUGGCCCUGAGUUGAUUGACCCUGCGGGCGUGCCCCUGCCACAGCCUGCCCAGUCAUGGGUGUGGCUGGUGGACCUGGAGAGGACGGUGGCCCUGCUCAUUGGGCGCUGCCUGGGGGGGAUGCUGCAGGGCCCUCCAGUGUCCCCCGAGGAGCAGGACACGGCCUACUGGCUCAAAACCCCUCUGUUCAGCGAUGGAGUGGAGAUGGAUAUUCCUCAUUUAGACAAAUGCAUGAGCUCCUUGUUAGAAGUGGCCCUGUCUGGAAAUGAGGAGCAGAAGCCCUUUGAUUAUAAGCUGAGACCGGAGAUCGCAGUCUAUGUUGAUUUGGCCUUGGGUUGUACAAAAGAGCCAGCAAGGAGCCUCUGGAUCAGUAUGCAAGACUAUGCUGUCAGUAAAGAUUGGGAUACUGCAACUUUAAGUAAUGAAUCCCUGCUAGACACUGUGUCCAGAUUUGUCCUUGCAGCUCUUCUGAAACAUACGAGUUUACUUAGUCAAGCUUGUGGUGAGAGCAGGUACCAGCCUGGUAAGGCCUUGGCAGAAGUUUACCGCUGUGUGUAUAAAGUUCGGAGUCGCUUGCUUGCCUGCAAGAACAUGGAGCUGAUUCAGACCAGGUCAUCCUCCAGAGACAGAUGGAUGCUAGAUAACCAAGAAUCUGCUGAUGUUGAUACUCAAGAACAUUCUUUUACUCGUACAAUUGAUGAAGAAGCAGAAAUGGAGGAGCAGGCAGAACGUGACAGGGAGGAAGGACACCCAGAACAAGAAGAUGAAGAGGAGGAAAGAGAACAUGAAGUUAUGACAGCUGGUAAAAUAUUUCAAUGUUUCCUAUCAGCCCGUGAAGUAGCUCGCAGUCGGGAUCGAGAUAGGAUGAGCACAGGGACGGGAUCUAGAGUUGAUGAUCCACCUGCUCAGUCCCAGCAGGAACGAAGGAUCAGCACUGAUCUGACAGAAGGGCAGGAUGUGUACACUGCUGCCUGCAACUCUGUGAUCCACAGAUGUGCCUUGCUGAUCUUGGGCGUGAGCCCUGCCAUUGAGGAGCUGCAGAAGCGAAGGGAGGAUGGGCAGCUCCAGCAGCCUCCCUCUGCUGCUCCAGAGGGCAUUGGGCUCAUGACCAGCAGGAGUGAAAGUCUUACAGCAGAAAGUCGCUCAAUCCAUGCAAACUCAAGCUACAGACUGAUGAAGUCAAGAAGUGAAUCUGAUUUGUCUCAGCCAGAAUCAGAUGAGGAAGGUUAUUCACUGAGUGGAAGACGAAAUGUUGAUUUGGAUUUGGCAGCAUCACACAGGAAGAGGGUGUAUUUACUCCUUUUUGGCCAGUUGAGCCCCAGAAAAAAGAAGAGCUUCAAGCAAGUAACUGAUGGAGCAAUACACAGUCAAAUGGAAUCUCUGAGUGACUCGUGGGUUCGACUGAAACACAGCAGAGAUUGGUUAUACACGUCCUCCUACUCAUUUGUUGAGUCUGAUUUUGAUCUCUCAAAAUCCCUUGGAGUUCAUACUUUGAUUGAAAAUGCUGUUAGUUUUGUAAGUGGAGAUGUGGGAAGCUCCCCAGGAUUUAAGGAACCAGAGGAAAGUAUGUCCACCAGUCCACAAGCAUCAAUAAUUGCAAUGGAGCAGCAGCAGUUGAGGGCUGAGCUUCGUCUGGAAGCACUUCAUCAGAUUUUGGUGCUUCUAUCAGGAAUGGAGGAAAAAGGCUGUGUGCCAUUAAUGGGAAGCCACCAAGUACCAGGAUUUCAGUCUUCUUCGCUGCUUACUUCUGUUAGACUCCAGUUUCUUGCUGGCUGCUUUGGUCUGGGCACUGUAGGACAUGCAGGGGCUAAAGGAGAGAGUGUAAGAUUGCAUCACUACCAGGAUGGUAUCAGAGCAGCCAAGAGGAGUAUUCAAAUUGAAAUCCAGGUGGCUGUGCACAAAAUUUACCAGCAAUUAUCUGCUACUUUAGAAAGAGCUCUACAAGCUAAUAAGCAUCACAUAGAAGCACAACAGCGUCUGCUGUUGGUGACAGUCUUUGCUCUCAGCGUGCACUAUCAGCCUGUUGAUGUCUCCUUGGCCAUUUCCACGGGGCUGUUAAAUGUGCUGUCCCAGCUGUGUGGCACAGACACCAUGUUAGGACAGCCCCUGCAGCUGCUGCCCAAAACUGGGAUUUCUCAGCUCAGCACAGCUUUGAAAGUAGCCAGCACGAGACUGCUGCAGAUCCUGGCUAUCACCACAGGAACCUAUGCAGAUAAACUGAGCCCAAAGGUGGUGCAGUCCUUGCUGGAUUUAUUAUGCAGCCAGCUGAAGAACUUGCUGUCACAAGCUGGUGUGAUGCUGAUGGCUUCCUUUGGAGAAGGAGAAGAUGAGGAAGGUGAAGUGGAAUCAAAAAAGGCAGAUUUGAAUGGGGAUAAUGAAAAGAGAGACUUCAGAGCUGCCCUUCGAAAGCAACAUGCAGCAGAAUUGCACCUGGGAGACUUUCUUGUUUUCCUGCGUAGAGUUGUGUCUUCAAAAGCAAUUCAGUCCAAGAUGGCAUCUCCAAAGUGGACAGAAGUCCUUCUUAACAUUGCUUCCCAGAAGUGUUGCUCAGGAGUUCCCUUGGUUGGCAAUUUGAGGACUAGACUGCUUGCACUUCAUGUACUAGAAGCUGUGUUACCUGCAUGUGAAUCUGGUGUUGAAGAUGAUCAGAUGGCUCAGGUUGUUGAACGAUUGUUCUCACUUCUAUCUGACUGCAUGUGGGAGAGUCCAAUAGCCCAGGCCAAACAUGCAAUUCAAAUAAAGGAGAAAGAGCAAGAAAUGAAGCUGCAGAAGCAAGGAGAGUCUGAGGAUGAAGAUGAGAAUCUUCCCAUCCAGGAAGUGUCCUUUGAUCCUGAGAAAGCUCAGUGCUGCAUAGUGGAGAAUGGGCAGAUUCUAACUCAUGGAAGUGGAGGCAAAGGAUAUGGCUUAGCUUCCACUGGAGUUACUUCUGGUUGUUACCAGUGGAAGUUCUACAUCGUGAAGGAGAACAGAGGCAAUGAAGGCACUUGUGUGGGAGUGUCUCGCUGGCCCGUGCAUGACUUCAACCAUCGCACCACCUCAGAUAUGUGGCUCUACAGAGCCUACAGUGGCAACCUGUAUCACAAUGGAGAGCAGACUUUGACUCUGUCAAGCUUUACCCAAGGAGAUUUCAUUACAUGUGUGUUAGAUAUGGAAGCAAGAACUAUUUCCUUCGGUAAAAAUGGAGAGGAACCAAAACUAGCUUUUGAAGAUGUGGAUGCAGCUGAGUUAUACCCUUGUGUUAUGUUCUAUAGCAGUAACCCAGGAGAGAAGGUGAAGAUCUGUGAUAUGCAGAUGCGUGGGACACCGCGAGAUUUGCUGCCAGGUGAUCCCAUCUGCAGUCCUGUUGCUGCAGUGCUGGCAGAAGCCACGAUCCAGCUCAUUCGAAUCCUGCAUCGCACAGACCGCUGGACAUACUGCAUCAAUAAAAAAAUGAUGGAAAGACUGAAUAAAAUCAAAAUAUGUCUUAAGGAAGCAGGUCAAAAACUGAAGAAAAGUCGCUCUGUUCAAAGCAGAGAAGAGAACGAGGUGAGAGAGGAGAAAGAAAACAAAGAGGAGGAGAAAAUCAAGCACAGCCGCCAUGGCCUGGCAGAGCUCUCAGAGCUGCAGCUGAAGAUGCUCUGUGUGGAGGUGUGGCCUGUCCUAGCAGUGAUUGGUGGAGUGGAUGCUGGGCUCAGAGUUGGAGGUCGAUGUGUCCACAAGCAAACGGGCCGUCAUGCCACCCUGCUGGGUGUGGUGAAGGAGGGCAGUACCUCUGCCAAGGUCCAGUGGGAUGAAGCAGAGAUUACAAUCAGCUUCCCAACUUUUUGGUCGCCUAGUGAUACUCCGUUGUAUAAUCUGGAGCCCUGUGAACCACUGCCUUUUGAUGUUGCAAGAUUUCGUGGGCUGACAGCCACUGUGUUACUGGACCUUACCUAUCUAACUGGCAUUCAUGAAGAUACGGGAAAGCAAAGCACCAAGAGACAUGAGAAAAAACACAGACGUGAAUCUGAAGAUAAAGGGGAAGUGGACCAGAAAAUGGAGGGUGACAUUGGAUCAGAUACACGAUUAGGCCAAAGUGCUGAUGAUAACAAAGGACAUGUUGCUACAACCUCUAAGUCAGAAAAUGAAAUUGUUUCCUUUUCUCUAGAACCAUCAACACUAGGUAUGGAAUCCCAACACCAACCUGCUGAAGGAAGAAAAAAGAAUCAUGAGCACACUCCACGAAGUCAUGAUAUAGUGCAGUCAGAAAUCCGAGCUGUACAGCUGUCUUACCUUUAUCUUGGUGCUAUGAAGUCACUUAGUGUUCUUCUUAGUUGUAGUAAGUACGCUGAGCUGCUGUUAAUCCCCAAAGUGCUGGCCGAGAACGGCCACAACUCUGACUGCGCAGGCUCACCGGUGGUGCACGAGGACGUGGAGCUGCGUGCGGCGCUGCAGUUCCUGAUGCGGCACAUGGUGAAACGCGCGGUCAUGCGCUCGCCCAUCAAGAGGGUACUGGGGCUGGCAGACCUGGAGCGGGCACAGGCCAUGAUCUACAAAUUAGUGGUUCAUGGGCUGCUGGAGGACCAAUUUGGUGGCAGACUUAAACAAGAAGUGGAGCAACAAGUAGAAGAAGGUGAUCAGUCUCAGCAAGCCCAAACACCAGUUACAACCAGCCCUUCUGCUUCUAGCACAACAUCUUUCAUGAGCAGCUCUCUGGAGGAUACCACCACUGCUACUACGCCAGUAACUGAUACAGAAACAGUUCCAGCAUCAGAAUCACCUGGUGUUAUGCCUCUCAGUCUGCUGAGGCAAAUGUUUUCCAGUUAUCCUACUACAACGGUACUUCCAGCACGGCGUGCUCAGACUCCACCAAUAUCUUCUUUACCAACAUCUCCUUCAGAUGAAGUUGGAAGGAGGCAAAGUUUGACCUCUCCAGAUUCCCAGUCUGCAAGGCCUGCCAAUCGCACAGCUUUGUCUGAUCCAAGCAGCCGGCUUUCAACAUCCCCUCCUCCUCCUGCCAUCGCUGUUCCCUUGCUAGAAAUGGGGUUCUCCCUCAGGCAAAUUGCAAAAGCUAUGGAAGCUACAGGUGCCAGAGGAGAAGCAGAUGCACAGAACAUCACAGUGCUGGCCAUGUGGAUGAUCGAGCACCCUGGAAACGAAGAUGAUGAAGAGCCUCAGUCAGAGGGAACUGUAGAGUCACGGCAUGGAACAGUUGUCUCUGGCAGUGGUGGGAAAUCUGGGGAUCAUUGCUAUUUGCAGUCUCCAGGUGAUAUCCCUUCUGCUGAUGCCCCUGAAAUGGAGGAAGGCUUUAGUGAGAGCCCUGAUAACCUGGAUCAUGUGGAUAAUGCAGCUGCAGCGAGUGGCCCUCCCUCUCGAAGUCGGUCAGCUGUCACACGGAGGCACAAAUUUGAUUUAGCUGCCCGAACGUUGCUGGCACGUGCUGCGGGAUUGUACCGCUCAGUGCAGGCCCACAGGAACCAGAGCCGCAGGGAAGGGAUCUCCUUGCAGCAAGAUCCAGGGGCACUGUAUGACUUCAACUUGGAUGAGGAGUUGGAGAUUGACCUUGAUGAUGAAGCAAUGGAAGCUAUGUUUGGGCAAGAUCUUGCUAGUGAUAAUGAUAUUCUGGGAAUGUGGAUCCCAGAGGUACUGGAUUGGCCUACCUGGCACGUCUGUGAAUCUGAAGAUAGAGAAGAAGUGGUGGUUUGUGAGCUGUGUGAAUCCAGCGUGGUCAGCUUUAACCAGCACAUGAAGAGGAACCACCCUGGCUGCGGGCGCAGCGCCAACCGCCAGGGCUACCGCAGCAACGGCUCCUAUGUGGAUGGCUGGUUCGGUGGGGAGUGUGGCAGUGGGAACCCCUACUACCUCCUGUGUGGAAUCUGCAGAGAGAAAUACCUGGCCCUCAAGAGCAAAUCUAAAAUAUCAGCCUCAGAAAGGUACAAAGGCCAGGCCCCUGAUCUAAUAGGUAAACAAGACAGUGUCUAUGAAGAAGACUGGGACAUGUUAGAUGUGGAUGAAGAUGAAAAGCUGACAGGAGAAGAGGAGUUUGAACUAUUGGCUGGGCCUCUUGGGUUAAAUGAUCGGCGCAUUGUACCUGAACCUGUUCAGUUCCCUGACAGUGACCCUCUGGGUGCUUCAGUUGCAAUGGUGACAGCCACCAACAGUAUGGAAGAAACACUGAUGCAAAUAGGCUGUCACGGCUCAAUAGAAAAGAGUUCUUCUGGCAGGAUAACCUUAGGAGAACAAGCAGCUGCUCUGGUAAAUCCACAUGACCGUGUCAUGGCUCUCAGAAGAGUGACAGCUGCUGCCCAAGUGCUCCUGGCAAGAACAAUGGUUAUGAGAGCGCUCUCACUUCUGUCUGUCAGUGGUUCCAGUUGUAGCCUGGCAGCUGGCCUUGAAUCCCUGGGACUGACAGACAUCCGCACUUUGGUUCGUUUGAUGUGCCUGGCGGCAGCGGGAAGGGCAGGCCUGUCCACCAGCCCAGCCACGGUGUCCAGCUCCACGGAGAGAUCCAGGGGCAUCCACAGCAAAACCAGCAAGCCCAUCUCUUGCCUCGCCUACCUGAGCACUGCAGUUGGCUGCUUGGCAUCAAACACUCCCAGUGCUGCAAAGCUGCUGGUGCAGUUAUGUACACAGAAUUUGAUUUCUGCAGCAACUGGUGUGAACUUGACAACAGUUGAUGAUCCAAUUCAGAGAAAAUUUCUACCAAGUUUUUUAAGAGGAAUUGCAGAAGAAAGCAAACUUGUCACAUCUCCAAAUUUUGUGGUUACUCAAGCACUAGUAGCAUUGUUGGCCGACAAAGGGGCCAAACUGCGGCCAAACUAUGAUAAAGCUGAAAUUGAAAAGAAAGGUUUAAUUGCCCAUUUGUAUGCCCAUCCUUGCUAUGAUCCCUCUGCUGUAGGCCCUCUUGAGCUGGCGAACGCGCUGGCUGCGUGCUGCCUGUCGUCGCGCCUGUCGUCGCAGCACCGGCAGUGGGCGGCGCAGCAGCUGGUGCGCACGCUGGCCGCGCACGACCGCGACAACCAGAGCGCGCCACAGACCCUCGCUGACAUGGGCGGAGACCUGCGCAAGUGCUCCUUUAUCAAGCUCGAGGCUCACCAGAACAGGGUCAUGACAUGUGUUUGGUGCAAUAAAAAGGGACUUUUGGCAACAAGUGGGAAUGAUGGCACCAUCAGAGUGUGGAAUGUGACAAAGAAGCAAUAUUCACUGCAACAGACCUGUGUGCUGAACAAGCUAGAGGGUGACUCUGAAGAAGGUCUGGGGUCACCCAGUGACCUUAGUUUAUCUCUUGUCUGUUGGAGCAUCAGUGGCAAGUACCUGGCUGGAGCUACAGAAAAGAUGGUGAACAUCUGGCAAGUCAAUGGAGGAAAAGGCUUAUUAGAUCUUCAGUCUCACUGGGUAUCUGCUCUAGCCUGGCCAGAAGAAGGGCCAGCUGCAGCAUGGACAGGAGAUGCUCCAGAAUUAUUGUUAAUUGGGCGCAUGGAUGGGUCUCUGGCUCUUAUUGAAGUUGUGGAUAUUUCAGCCAUGCACCGGCUGGAACUGGAACACUGCUAUAGAAAGGAUGUGUCUGUCACAUGCCUGGCCUGGUUCAGUGAAGACAGACCAUUUGCUGUUGGCUAUUCAGAUGGAAAAUUGCUCCUAGGGACAAAGGAACCAACUGAGAAAGGAGGAGUCAUUCUCAUUGAUGCGCAUAAGGAUACGGUUGUUAGUAUGAAGUGGGAUCCAACUGGUAAGAUUCUACUGACCUGUGCAAAAGAGGAAACAGUGAAGCUCUGGGGGUGUCUGGGAGGGUGCUGGAGGCGCCUGCACUCCCUGUCCCACCCAGCCCUGGUGAAUGGCAUUGCCUGGUGUGCUCUGCCAGGGAAAGGACCCAAGGCCCAGCUUCUGUUAGCUACGGGAUGCCACAAUGGUUUGGUGUGCGUCUGGACUGUUCCCCAGGACAUUAUAAUCACAUUGCAGUCCAGCUCAGCUUGCUCAGAAGGAUGGUGGGAGCAAGAAACAAGUGCCAAGGAUGGAUUCAGGAAGGCAGUGGAAGUGAAUUGUGUGUUCCAGCUGAGAGGACACAUCACUCCUGUCCGCACUGUUGCUUUCAGUCCUGAUGGGCUGGCAUUGGUGUCUGGGGGCCUUGGUGGCCUCAUGAAUAUCUGGUCUUUACGGGACGGGUCAGUAUUGCAGAGUGUUGUGAUAGGGUCUGGAGCUAUCCAGACUGCAGUGUGGAUCCCUGAGGUUGGAGUUGCUGCCUGCUCUAACAGAUCAAAGGACGUGUUGGUGGUGAACUGCACCUCAGAGUGGAUCUCUUCCAAUCACGUGCUGGCGACGUGCAGGACUGCGCUGAAGCAGCAGGGAGUUCUGGGCUUGAACAUGGCUCCGUGCAUGCGCGCAUUCCUGGAGCGCCUGCCCGUGAUGCUGCAGGAGCAGUACGCCUAUGAGAAGCCCCAUGUGGUGUGUGGGGACCAGCUGGUUCACAGCCCCUACAUGCAGUGCUUGGCAUCCCUGGCUGUGGGGCUGCACCUGGACCAGCUGCUCUGCAACCCUCCCGUGCCCCCUCACCACCAGAGCUGCCUACCUGACCCCUCUGCCUGGAACCCCACGGAAUGGGCCUGGCUUGAGUGCUUCUCCACUACCAUAAAAGCUGCUGAAGCCCUGGCCAAGGGAGCUCAAUUCCCAGAGUCCUUCACUGUCCCAGACCUGGAGCCUGUUCCAGAGGAUGAGCUUACUCUCCUGAUGGAUAACAGUAAGUGGAUCAAUGGCAUGGAUGAACAGAUCAUGUCUUGGGCAACAUCAAGGCCAGAGGAUUGGCACUUAGGAGGCAAAUGUGACGUGUACCUGUGGGGAGCAGGACGGCACGGGCAGCUGGCAGAGGCUGGCAGAAAUGUCAUGAUCCCAGUGGCAGCACCUUCAUUCUCCCAGGCCCAGCAGGUGGUUUGUGGUCAGAAUUGUACUUUUGUCAUCCAAGCCAAUGGCACAGUUUUGGCUUGUGGUGAGGGGAGCUAUGGGCGACUGGGACAAGGAAAUUCUGACGAUCUUCAUGUCUUAACUGUCAUUUCAGCACUGCAAGGCUUUGUUGUGACACAGCUGGUGACCUCCUGUGGGUCAGAUGGACAUUCCAUGGCUUUGACAGAAAGUGGGGAAGUCUUCAGCUGGGGAGAUGGGGACUAUGGCAAGCUGGGCCAUGGGAACAGCGACAGGCAGCGCAGGCCCAGGCAGAUUGAGGCUCUGCAGGGAGAAGAAGUUGUGCAGAUGUCAUGUGGCUUCAAGCAUUCAGCUGUGGUGACAGCAGAUGGCAAACUUUUUACAUUUGGAAAUGGAGACUAUGGUCGAUUGGGGCUUGGAAAUACUUCCAAUAAGAAACUUCCAGAAAGAGUGACGGCACUGGAAGGUUACCAGAUUGGCCAGGUUGCCUGUGGCCUCAAUCACACUGUGGCUGUGUCAACAGAUGGCUCAAUGGUUUGGGCUUUUGGAGAUGGAGAUUAUGGUAAACUUGGUUUGGGAAAUUCCACUGCAAAGUCCUCACCACAGAAAGUGGAUAUUCUUUGUGGAAUUGGAAUAAAAAAAGUUGCCUGCGGAACUCAGUUCUCAGUUGCGCUGACAAAAGAUGGUCAUGUGUAUACUUUUGGCCAAGAUCGCCUGAUCGGGCUGCCCGAGGGCCGCGCCCGCAACCACAACCGGCCGCAGCAGGUGCCGCUGCUGGCCGGGGUCUUCAUCGAGGACAUCGCUGUUGGCGCCGAGCACACGCUGGCGCUGUCCUCCACGGGGGACGUCUACGCCUGGGGAAGCAACUCUGAAGGCCAGCUGGGACUGGGCCACACCAACCACGUGCGGGAGCCCACGCUGGUGACGGUGCUGCAGGGGAAGAACGUGCGGCAGAUCUCGGCCGGCCGCUGCCACAGUGCGGCCUGGACAGCUCCGCCCGUCCCCCCUCGGGCUCCGGGUGUUUCAGUGCCUUUGCAGCUUGGUUUACCUGAUGCCAUCCCACCCCAGUAUGGGGCACUGAAAGAAGUGAGCAUUCAUACAGUGAGAGCAAGGCUGAGGCUGCUCUACCAUUUCUCUGACCUCAUGUACUCUUCAUGGCGAUUACUUAACCUCAGUCCCAAUAACCAGAACAGUACGUCUCAUUACAAUGCUGGAACAUGGGGGAUAGUGCAGGGACAGCUGAGGCCCUUGCUGGCUCCGCGGGUGUACACCCUACCCAUGGUGCGCUCCAUAGGCAAAACCAUGGUGCAGGGCAAGAACUAUGGGCCCCAGAUCACUGUGAAAAGGAUCUCCACCAGGGGUCGGAAGUGCAAGCCCAUUUUUGUCCAGAUAGCAAGGCAAGUGGUAAAGUUGAAUGCAUCAGACCUUCGCUUACCCUCUCGUGCCUGGAAAGUGAAGCUGGUUGGAGAAGGAGCUGAUGAUGCAGGUGGAGUGUUUGAUGACACCAUUACAGAAAUGUGUCAGGAACUGGAAACUGGAAUAGUAGACCUGCUUAUUCCUUCCCCAAAUGCUACAGCUGAAGUAGGCUACAAUAGGGAUAGAUUUCUCUUUAACCCUUCAGCAUGUUUAGAUGAACAUCUGAUGCAGUUUAAGUUCUUGGGCAUUCUCAUGGGUGUAGCUAUUCGUACAAAAAAGCCAUUAGAUCUUCAUUUGGCUCCGAUGGUCUGGAAGCAACUUUGUUGUAUCCCACUUAUCUUGGAGGAUUUGGAGGAGGUAGAUCUGCUCUAUGUGCAGACCCUCAACAGCAUUCUUCACAUUGAAGACAGUGGGAUUUCUGAAGAAAAUUUCCAUGAGAUGAUUCCUUUAGAUUCUUUUGUUGGCCAAAGUGCUGAUGGUAAAAUGGUUCCCAUAAUCCCUGGAGGGAACAGUAUCCCACUUACCUUUUCGAACAGGAAAGAGUAUGUGGAGAGGGCAAUUGAGUACAGACUCCAUGAAAUGGACCGACAGGUGGCUGCUGUCAGGGAAGGAAUGUCUUGGAUUGUUCCCGUCCCUUUGCUGUCCCUUCUGACUGCCAAGCAGUUGGAGCAGAUGGUCUGUGGAAUGCCAGAAAUAUCAGUUGAGGUUCUGAAGAAGGUUGUGCGAUACAGAGAAGUUGAUGAGCAGCAUCAGCUGGUGCAGUGGUUCUGGCACACCCUGGAAGAAUUUUCAAAUGAGGAGAGAGUCCUUUUCAUGAGGUUUGUGUCAGGAAGAUCUCGACUGCCAGCCAACACAGCUGAUAUCUCUCAGCGAUUCCAAAUAAUGAAGGUUGAUAGGCCAUACGACAGCUUGCCUACCUCACAGACUUGUUUCUUUCAACUGAGGCUCCCACCUUACUCCAGUCAAGUAAUCAUGGCAGAGCGUUUGCGCUAUGCAAUCAAUAAUUGCAGGUCUAUAGACAUGGACAAUUACAUGCUCUCCCGGAAUGUGGACAAUGCAGAGGGCUCAGACACAGAUUAUUAAUAUUCUGUGAACAAAAUCAUCUUCCUUUUACUACAAAUAGUGCCCUAAGUCAAAUUCAUCGUUGACAUAAUUUUACAGUAACCAUAGAUGUUUUAGGAGCAUAAAACCAGAUAUUAAUAGAUGGUGGCCACACUUUAGUUACUCUAAAUGUAACAAAAAAUUAGAUGUUUUUAUUUUUUUGUGAUUGUAAAAAAGAAAAAAGGAAAAACAAAACAAAAAAGUAUGAUCAGUGAGUUUUUUCUCCUUUUUUGGUCACUUUUGAUAAGUUUGCAUGGAGACAUUUUGGUGUAUUUUUGUUGGGAAUAGUACAUUUGUAAGCCCUCUCAGUGAACAUGAAGAGUUGUACAUUGUGUAUAAUUGUUCAUUAGCCAGAACAGUUUUACAUGAAUAUUCACAUAUUUAUUUUGUUUUAAUUUGAAUUGCCUGUGCAGGGUUUCUUCUGCAGAGAAAAAUAAAGCAAAUUCAAGACUCA